GACUACUUGAUUACAUUUCCUCACGAGGUUUCAUACAUAUGGUCAGCCAGGUGGACGCCAGGCAAGGCGCUCUUUGUUGUUAUACGUUAUUUGGGAUUGAUUGAUGCCGCAAUCUAUCUUUAUGUUCAAUUCGGCACAUUUGUGUCGAUGGAGUCAUGCACUGUGACUAUGAAUUGGACUUUAGCCACGACUUGCUUCGUGUACGUCGCAGCAGGCCUUGUCCUUUCCCUUCGAACAUGGGCGAUCUGGAACAGAAACUGGUACCUUGGCAUUGGUCUAGGCGUGGCGUGGGGCGCACUUACCGUGGCUGCCAUCGUGUUUACAACCUAUACGAUGGUUGGGUUGACUGCAUAUGGUCAACUUCCCGGCCUACCUGGAUGUGGUCCAAGAGUUACCCCUGAGGCAUCCGCUGCUUCCCUGAAGAUAUACGCCAUUUAUUGCAGCUAUGAAGGAAUAAUAUUCCUCUUAACUAUCGGUCGCGGCAUUCAACACUUAUCCAAGCCGUCCGGGCUUAUGUUGGUACUAUACCGAGAUGCCUUCCUUGCAUCUACUUGUCUACUCACAUUCUCGCUGAUCAACACCAUUCUAUCAAGCUCGAAUAGCCCAUCCUUUUACUGCCCCUACAUGCUCAGCUUCGGAUUCUCGUUCAUCGUUCCCUGUCGCAUCAUUCUCAACCUGCGCGCCACCACUACUGAGCUCGAUGACUGGGAUGUUGUCACCACUACUCGCCAGCCGCCUAAUGGACGCAUCCCUUUGGGUGCUUAUCCUGUCAGCGACCGUGCAACGAUAAGUGAGCGGAGCACGAGAAGAACGCGUCGCCACCAAAGUCGAUUUUUGGAGACAGACUGGUCAGAUGAGGAAGAGAGUUGAUAUUGGAUUCUUGAUCCUGUCCUCAACUCAGACGUACGACUUUGGCGAGGAAUGAGAUACCCAUCAUUAGAGAUCAUUGAUGCAGGCCGCUCAGGAAGAAUUGGCUGUGACUGCGUUGAGCUUGAGCAAUUGACAAGCAUCCCAGGCUUGUUACCAACACCUGGAGACAAAGAGAGAUUAG
Dacryopinax primogenitus is the source of this 1051-nucleotide messenger RNA. RefSeq lists its product as uncharacterized. The record is from RefSeq and is a predicted model, not a curated record. NCBI's taxonomy places the organism in Eukaryota, Fungi, Basidiomycota, Dacrymycetes, Dacrymycetales, Dacrymycetaceae. Bases 148 to 870 code for a protein of 240 amino acids. The transcript is spliced from 7 exons.